Messenger RNA from Fraxinus pennsylvanica, 1191 nucleotides. Lineage: Eukaryota; Viridiplantae; Streptophyta; Magnoliopsida; Lamiales; Oleaceae. The record is from the annotation of a GenBank genome assembly.
AUGGGCUGUAAACUUAGUAAAAUAAUCAGGCAAAGCAGCCGCAACACUGUGGCGCCGCCGCUACGUCGAACCACUUCCUACUCGGUGAACUCACGAGACGCCAAUCUGAGCUCAUAUGAAGCAGCCUGCAGAGCUGAUCCGGAUCUUCGGAACUUCGAUUCGAGCCUCCAAGCUCGGACGAGCCGAGCCAUCAACUCCAUAGCUGUAAGCCUCGAUGUUCAAAGCGUCUCCCUCGACUCCCUCCGGGAUGUAACUGAAUGUUUUCUAGAAAUGAAUCGAGGAGUUGUCGAAAUCAUUGUCCAAAACAAAACGGAUAUUUGGAAAAACAAAGAAUUAGCCGAUCUCGUAGAUGAUUAUUUCGAAAAUAGCCUCCAAACCCUAGAUUUUUGCACUGCCCUUGAGUCCUGCCUCAAACGCGCUUCUCAUAUUCAAUCCAUAAUCAAUGUCGCCAUCAGGAAAUUCGAGGAAGAACAUUUUGAGGGUUCGGAAUGUGGAUCUGUCAAAAAUUAUUCAAAAACUUUAGAGGAACUGAGGAAUUUUAGAGGGACGGAUGAUCCCUUUAACGAUGAAUUUUUUAACUUGUUUAAUUUGGUGUACAAGCAGCAAAUCUUGAUGUUGGAGAAAUUGCAAGCGAGGAAGCGAAAGCUGGAUAAGAAAUUGGGUAGAUUGAAGGCAUGGAGGAAGGUGUCGAAUGUGAUAUUCGUGGUGGCUUUCGCCUCGGUUUUGAUAUGCUCUGUGGUGGCGGCUGCAGUCAGUGCACCUCCGGUGUUAACCGCAUUGGCUGCAGCUGCCUCGGUGCCUUUGGGGUCGAUGGGGAAAUGGCUUAACUCGAUUUGGAAGAAGUACCAGAAUGAGUUGAUGAGGCAAAGGGAAAUACUCCUUUCAAUGCAGAUUGGGAAUUACAUUAUGAUUAAAGAUUUGGAUGGUAUUCGGGUAUUGGUAGACAGGUUUCAGAUCGAGAUUGAUGCAUUGUUGGCGAAUGCGGAUUUUGCAAUGAGAGAAGAUGAGGCGGUGGUGAUCGCGGUGGAGGAGAUCAAGAAGAAUGUAAAUGGAUUUAUGAAAACUAUACACGAUUUGAAUGAACACGCCGAUAAGUGUAGUCGAGAAACAAGGAUGGCAAGAGCAUUAAUAUUGCGAAGAAUUAUGGAUCAUCCUAAUGGCUCCAACCAGAACUCUAGUAUGUUUUCUUGA